GCAACCGGGGCAGCGUCUCCGUCAACUCCGAGGGAACGAGCACAAUAGCGCCCGUGCAGCGAGCAGCGCCGUACACUCGUUCCACCGUUCCGCUUCCCCAGUCGCGCGGUGUGUACAGUGCAGCCUAAAGCUCGCGGGAGUGAUCACGGUCAGGUGUCGUCCAGCGUCCUUUAAUCGGCGUUUCUCCCUAAAGCUGGGGGACACGUGAAGCGCGGCCGGUCGGUAACGAGGACCGCUAGCUCGCUUGCUAACGCCGUUCUCCCCGUCCCUCAGCGAACGUGACGCGAGGACGCCCGGUACUUUACGCGAGUAGCGCGAGAUCACGGCGCUCGAAAUAAACCGGCGAGGUCUUUGCUCGGGUUCCGGCAGCGCGUGAAGCGUUAGGUGAAACCGAGGUCGAGUUGAAGCGCGGAAACGACGUUCGGGGGCGGAAUGGGCGCGCGAGGUUACCGCGAGGUUUCCCUGGGACGGACGGUCCCGUGCGCUGUCUGUAAGCGAUAACUUUGACACAAAAACAGAACGUAGAGCGUGUGGCGAUAUGGCUGGGGAAACGGGUGCCAGUCGAGGGAUGCAAGAGAUGUACGGGAAUCAGGCUGCAGCGGAACACGGUGCCCGUGUCUCCCCCGACAACGGCCCGGCGCCCGAGAUUGAGGACGACACCUUCUUGGAUGUCACGUGUGUGCAGAUGGAGCAAGAGUCACCUGACUGUGUAAGCGGGGAAGAGAAUGCGGCAUCUCCAGAAAGUUUUGGAGCUGAUCCUCUAAGAACACUGGGAGAAAUUCUCGCGUACUGCCAGGUGAUGUACGGUGCCAUCCAGAAACUGGACGCCAAGUUCGAGCUGCUGAAGACCUCAGUGACGACCUUGCAGCAGGUCGACCCCCCGGCGCCGACACGCGGCCCCCCGCCCUCGCACCGGGGCCUUGUGCCAGUGCCAAACACCCCAGGCAGCACGCCCAGCCUCCAGAUGAAGGUGGAGGUUGUAAGGGCGCCCCCCCACACCCACCGCCCGCAACAGGGUACCCCUGACCCCUCCGAUGGGCGGCGCAGCCCCAGCGACCUGGCCGUCCCAGACGACCUCGUGCUGGCCCAGGCGCACACCCAACAUCAAGCCCCACCUCACAGCGGCAGAGAAAUGCUCACUCAGCAUUGGCUGAACAGCACAGAUGGGCGGCGCCAGGCCUACAGUAACACCAUGGAACACGUGGGCAGUGGCGGGUGCCAGCCGAGCGUAUGGCCCGGCCCGGCGUGCGCAGUCACGGAAACGCCCUCCCAGCAGCGCUGGGACCCUCUAGAUCAGAGUCCUCCUCCUCACACGGCGACAGGUAACGCAGGAAACAGGAAGUUCGUGGUCCCGAGCAGCUUCCUACGCAAGGCGGGCACGAUGGCACAGCCCACGUCUGCCGCCCGCUUCCUCAUGCGCUGCGUCUUUUCCCGCCAGGAGCUCCUGCACGGCAACACGAGGGGCGACCCCAGCAGGGGGUUGAGGCGCCUGGACCCCGAGCGGCUCAACGCCAUACGGGAGUGGGCACAGAGGCGGUAUCCCAAACACGAACUCAACGAGAGGGGUAAAGACUGGAGGGCCUGCCUGGCCGUCAUGAACAAAGCCACCAGGUACAUCCGGCUGAUGGACAGGACGCGCAGGCUGAACACAGUAACAGACAUGAACGAGUGCACUGCACCAAUCCAAGUCUUCGAGCCGGAAUCCACCAGAGCAAUCACAGACGAGGAGCCCAAGCCAACUGCAGAGAUUGAUGUGGAGCUGUCAGACAGCGACACCGACCACCCACGGCGGAAAAGGGCCCCAAAGAGCAUGCCCAGAGGAGAGUCUGACAAACACAGAGUGUCUGAUAACAGAGAUGCAUCUAGCCAAGAGCCACUUGUGUUCCUGGGUUCUGCAGGUCGUGGGGUAAAGGUCCCACAGGCGGCCCUGUUUGGAGCCUGGCAGAGGCCCCGCCCUUCUCUCGUGGCACGUUACCUCAUCAGGUUCAUGUUCUCGGAGGACGUGCUCGUGCAGAGCAACGUGUAUGGCAACGCGGAGCACGGCAUCCAACCACUGGACCACAACAAAAUCUCAGCUCUGCGGGAACACCUCUGUGAGCGCUUUCAUUGGCUGCAGCUACAGGAGGAUGGACAGGACUGGAAGGCGUGCGUGGACGCCAUCAACAGUUGCAUCCGCAAGACCAGGCACAAACGCAAGAAGUCCCGCCGCUGAGCCAGCAGGAUGCCAGGCCACGCCCCCUAGGCCUGCUGGCAUGAGCCUCCUCCGUGCAGGGGCCUUACAGGGUGGAGGCUCUGUUGGGGCAUCCUGUGCAGACCAUUAACCAGGCAAACUAGUCAACUACUGAGCAAAACGUCUUUAUCUUUAUUUCUAUGUAGAAAGAAUGGCACAUUCUAACUUGGUUAAGAAUGAAAAAUUAUGUAAAAAGGAAAGACUAUUUUUUACAUGAAGUUUAUAUUUACACAAGCAGAAAUUAGCACCUUUUAAUAUCCCUCAAAAAAAAAA
Molecule: messenger RNA, 2503 nt
Organism: Electrophorus electricus (electric eel)
Lineage: Eukaryota; Metazoa; Chordata; Actinopteri; Gymnotiformes; Gymnotidae
Molecular function (GO): DNA binding
Source: RefSeq, a predicted model, not a curated record